Molecule: messenger RNA, 672 nt
Organism: Strongylus vulgaris
Lineage: Eukaryota; Metazoa; Nematoda; Chromadorea; Rhabditida; Strongylidae
Source: the annotation of a GenBank genome assembly
AUGUCGAAAUCUUCUCAGUCAUCCUUACCACCAAAAGAUACAGAAGAAGAGGAAGAUCUCGUUGAAAAAAGUAUAAAGUUCAACACUUGCUAUCGCAGUCGUUUUAGAGCAACAGGUUGCUGGGAGGAACACAUUGCAGUACUCGACUGUAAAGGAGAUACUGGCGACUGGAGGCAGUGCCAAAGUCAACUUUCCGUAAUGCUGUCAGAUAUAUUUGGAGAGUUCAUUAUCGACGAAGAAGAUGUUAGAGAUCGCGUUCAGUUCUGCAAACCUGAGCAGUACUCCGCUGAAAUUCAUAAUAAAGGCUGGUUUUUGAAUUUAUCGUACUCCAAGGAUAGAAAAGAUGAUGAAGAAAGAGAAUUAACAAACCACAAAGCAGCUUAUUUUUAUCAUCAUGAACAAUAUGAAGAAGCUGUGAAGGAGUACAAGACGUUGCUCAACGAUUUCAAACACAGUCGUACCCACUUUGUGGCGGUAAUCGACUCCCUAAUUCGUUGUGCUUUGAAGGUCCCAUCGUUUCCAAAAGACGAGAUACUGCGUUAUCUCCACGACUACGAACAAUCUGCUCUCGAUUAUGGUGAUCAGCUCCAGUAUCUGAAUGCUGCAAAAGAGGUCUUUAGCAAAAUCCCUGGGGAAGAAGCGCAGGGCAAGUUUAUCGAUGCAGUCUGCCUC